Labeo rohita (rohu) is the source of this 3337-nucleotide messenger RNA. It is a transcript of the gene ranbp9, whose product is annotated as RAN binding protein 9. NCBI's taxonomy places the organism in Eukaryota, Metazoa, Chordata, Actinopteri, Cypriniformes, Cyprinidae. Gene Ontology annotation, biological process: cell surface receptor signaling pathway; cytoskeleton organization. Bases 426 to 2222 code for a protein of 598 amino acids. Gene Ontology annotation, molecular function: protein binding. The record is from RefSeq and is a predicted model, not a curated record. The transcript has 14 exons. Gene Ontology annotation, cellular component: cytoplasm.
GAGAGAGCCAAUCAGAUCGCUGGAUUUCACACUAACAACAAACAAAAGAUCGGGGUUCCCUCUGCUGCUGUCUUUCUGCUCCUUUUCCCUUAUUUAGUCUGUCCGAUCGGUUGGAUGUCGUCUUAAAUAACAAGGAUCAACUUUCUGGAUGUCUGUUAUGCUUUCGUAAGCUGUCGUUUCGCUGUACUGGCGUGAUUAAUUCUCUCUAGCGUCUUGCUAACUCUAUCAGAGAGGCUGUUUGCGGGCUAAUCGCAGUUAGCUGGCUGGCUAGCCGUCCGAUCCGAAUAAAACAACCUCGAAAUCUCAGCGGCUGUUCUCCUGCGGUGUCUGACAGUGGUCGCUUGAGCCACUGGACACUGUUAAAAAGCUGUCCAGCUAAAGAUAGCUGGCAAGCUGUUGGUAUCGACGGCAGGAAUCGGAUCGCGAUGUCAGGACCGUCAUCGGGCUGUGGGUUUCUGAUGUCGGUUGUCGUUCACGGAGACUUGGCUCUCAACGAGCAGGAAAAAGAGCUCAACCAGCGGCUUAGACGCCUUUACCCGGCCGUCAACGAACAGGAGACCCCGCUGCCCAGAUCCUGGAGCCCCAAAGACAAAUUCAGCUACAUCGGCCUGUCUCAAAACAACCUCCGGGUGCACUAUAAAGGUCAUGGAAAGACCCCGAAAGAUGCGGCAUCUGUCCGUGCAACACACCCUAUUCCAGCUGCCUGCGGGGUCUAUUACUUUGAGGUGAAAAUUAUCAGUAAAGGACGAGAUGGCAGGUACAUGGGGAUUGGCCUGUCAGCCCAAGGUGUCAACAUGAACAGACUUCCAGGAUGGGACAAACACUCAUAUGGAUACCAUGGAGAUGACGGACACUCCUUCUGCUCAUCUGGCACUGGACAGCCCUAUGGCCCCACAUUUACAACAGGCGAUGUGAUUGGCUGCUGUGUGAACCUCAUCAACAAUACCUGUUUCUACACAAAAAAUGGCCACAGUCUAGGGAUAGCCUUUACAGAUUUACCGCCCAACCUGUAUCCCACAGUGGGUCUACAGACCCCUGGGGAGGUCGUGGACGCCAAUUUUGGGCAGCAUCCGUUUGUCUUUGAUAUUGAGGAUUACAUGCGUGAAUGGAGAACCAAGAUCCAAGCCCAGAUUGACCGCUUCCCCAUUGGGGAGAGAGAAGGAGAAUGGCAGGCCAUGAUUCAGAAAAUGGUGGCCUCCUAUCUGGUUCACCACAGCUACUGUGCCACCGCCGAGGCCUUUGCCAAAUCAACUGACCAGGCCGUACAUGAGGAACUUGCUUCUAUUAAAAAUAGACAGAAGAUCCAGAAGCUGGUCCUAUCCGGGAGAAUGGGAGAGGCUAUAGAGACCACUCAACAACUUUACCCAAGCCUGUUAGAGAGAAACCCAGACCUCCUCUUUAUGUUGAAAGUCAGGCAGUUCAUUGAGAUGGUGAAUGGCACUGACAGUGAGGUCAGGUGUCUUGGUGGAAGGAGCCCUAAGUCACAGGAUAGUUACCCAGGCUCCCCCCGUCUCUUCAACAGCCCUGUUCACAAAGCCAGCAGCUCCCAGACCUACCAGACAGGCUUUGAUAGUAAUUACUGUAAUGGAGUUUCAUCAAGUAAAGGCCACACCUCGGCCCAUAGUCACAAGUCAUGUCCACCUACAAUGCCAAGCCCUGAGCUUGGUGUCCUGAAUGGCAGUCGGGGCCAGCAGACCAACGUCGGUGCUGAAGUGGAGAUGGAGGUUGAUCACUUCUCAAACGGAGUGUCUGAAUCCUCCUCAAAUGGAUUUCUGAAUGGCAGCUCUACUCACGGGAUAGACUUGGAGGAAUGUGAUGCAGAUAUGGAAGUAGAUAGUGCUCAGUCUAAGAGGCAGUUGUGCGGAGGAAGCCAGGCAGCCAUUGAGAGGAUGAUUCAGUUCGGCCGAGAGCUACAAAGCAUGAGUGAACACUUGCGCCGUGAGAGGGGCAAAAACUCAGCCAAUAAGAAGAUGCUUAAGGAUGCAUUCAGUUUGCUGGCAUAUUCAGAUCCAUGGAACAGCCCUGUGGGCUACCAGCUAGACUCCAUCCAGAGAGAGCCUGUCUGCUCAACACUCAACAGUGCAAUAUUAGAGACUCAUAACCUGCCAAAGCAGCCUCCCUUGGCACUCGCCGUCGGCCAGGCAGCUCAAUGUCUGUCCCUCAUGGCUCGCACAGGCAGCGGAUCCUGCGCCUUCGCAUCAGUGGAUGAUUACCUGCACUAACCCCUGGAGAAUCAUCCCUUUAAAUGACCACAUGAAAGAGGCCCACAUCAUCCCAAUCCAUCCCAGACUCCCAAAAAAAAAAAUAAAAUAAAAAAAACUGGGGCCGGCUUUGAAACCAUGGCCUGAUGAACUGAGCCUCCACAUGGCCAGACCCAUCCUGGCUCUCUGACAAGACUGGAUCCUCUUCACCCAGGCCUAAACUGGACCUAAAGACACAUUAGGGAAGAGGGGUUCUUAAAAGUCAGAUAAAAUCCCCAAUCAUUAUGGUCUUUUUUUUUUUUUUUCUUUUCCUUUUGUCUUUUUUAUUUUGGGGGAGGGGAGGAAGUGUUGGGUGGGGGGUGCAGCAGGCUCUGAUUGUUUGUUUCCUAAUUUACAAGGCAUGAGGAAAAUUAUUAUGACAUAAUUAAUGUUAUUAUCAGUAAACUUGCAUAUAAGAUAUAUUUGUUCUUGGUUGAAAGCUGGCAGAGUGAGCGAGACCGAAUAAUUAAGGUCCCACCGCAGCAACACCCUGCUAUUUUCAGGUCUCAGCUUGUGUACUUUACCAUUUAAAAAAGAAAAAAAAAAAGAAAAAAUAUUGAAAUUAUAUUAACACGAGGAGUGGAACAUUUAGUUAUCUUACAGUAAAAAAAAUUAAAACCCAGAAAACCUAACACUGCUGGAGUCAUCCUUAGUGGUGGUAUUUAGUAUAGAGCGUUAGUGUGAGCUGUAUGAGUUAUGCCCUUUUUUGUGCAAGCGCACCCUCCCUCUGCCAACUGCACAGCAGGAUUGAUGCAAUGUUCGGACACUUUGAUUUGUAAUUGUAUUGAUGUCUAUGGUCUUUUCAUCCACCCGAUCUCUUACUCCAUCUUUUAAAAAGUCCAUAUUCAGGCGUCCUCUCAUCAUCGUUGCCUGCACUGUGUUUUUGUGCAGUUUGGAUGUGCGACAGGAACGUGGUGAUAUUAAGGUCAUAUCCAGUCCCGGAGAGGCAAGCCUGCUCCAUUGUUUUUUCUCCUCUUGUUUACCAGUCAAUCCCUCAGAUCAUCAGUACUUUUAAAACAAGGAGAAUGGUACAGUAUUGUCAUCAACACUGUCUUAUCAUUUUCAGUAAUAAAACGUAAAUACCCAUUUGAACGAGA